Molecule: messenger RNA, 3420 nt
Organism: Paralichthys olivaceus (Japanese flounder)
Lineage: Eukaryota; Metazoa; Chordata; Actinopteri; Pleuronectiformes; Paralichthyidae
Gene: acsf3
Product: acyl-CoA synthetase family member 3
Biological process (GO): fatty acid metabolic process
Molecular function (GO): medium-chain fatty acid-CoA ligase activity
Source: RefSeq, a predicted model, not a curated record
GGGAACCAUCGCCAGCAACACUCGUUUCAUGUCGGAUGGUUAAUGCCGGGGCACCGUCCUUCACGAGAAGGUACCGGCUUCUCGUUGAGAUCUCAUCUGUUAUGAGCAGACUGAGUGGGAAGCCGUCUUGAGGUUCAGUCUCUGGAGGGUAUGAACAGCUGAGUCUCAAACAUGCUGUCAGGACUUGUUGCUGUUGCCCGUCGCUCUCUGAAGUGGACUGUGCCUCACCGGAAAGCCACUCUUCACAGAACUUGCUUUCCAUCAAAGGCCAGGCGAUGGCUACUGGUUCAAAGGGGCGCUCACAGAUGGACUGCAGCCCCGUCAUCAAGGAUGAACCAGAAGCCAGUGUUUGUCAGAGCUCCAGCAUUUGGAGAUAAGCUCGCUAUCAUAGACAGCAGUGGCAGCCACAGCUACAAGCAGUUAUACUGCAGCAGCUUAGAUCUUGCAAGUAGAAUCUGCACUGCUCUCAACUCUGACUUUUCAGGUCUGGAAGGAAAACGAAUCUCCUUCCUGUGUGCCAAUGACGCUUCAUACACAGUGGCACAGUGGGCUGCAUGGAUGAGUGGCGGGACAGCAGUACCACUUUACCGGAAACACCCUCAGUCGGAAUUGGAGUAUGUGAUCUCUGACUCCCAGAGUUCACUGCUAGUGGCAGGGCAUCCCUUUGCCGAGAUCCUCGAGCCGCUGGCUGUGAAGCUCGGGCUGCCUUGCCUGACACUGCCUCCUACAUCUGACCUGGGCACUUUAGGUGUGGAAGACACAGAGGAGAAGGAGACGUCCAUCACUGACUGGGCCGAUCGACCAGCUAUGAUAAUCUAUACCAGUGGAACCACGGGGAGACCCAAGGGGGUACUACAUACGCACAGCUCCAUCCAAGCCAUGGUACAGUGUCUGGUUUCAGAGUGGGCGUGGACUAGAGAUGACAUCAUCCUCCACACCUUGCCGCUCCACCAUGUGCACGGCAUCGUUAACAAGCUGCUGUGCUCGCUCUGGGUGGGCGCCACCUGCAUCAUGCUGCCUGAAUUCCAGCCUCAGAAGGUGUGGGAGAUGCUGUUGAGCUCUAAGGCUCCCAUGGUUAAUGUGUUCAUGGCCGUGCCAACUAUCUACUCUAAGCUGAUCCAGUACUAUGAUCAGCACUUCAGGCAGCCUCAUGUCAAGGACUUUGUCAAAGCAGUGUGCAAAGAAAGGAUCAGGUUAAUGGUUUCUGGCUCGGCUGCUCUCCCUCUUCCCACUCUGCAGCGCUGGGAGGACAUUACAGGACACACACUGCUGGAACGUUAUGGCAUGACUGAGAUUGGCAUGGCACUGUCCAACUCUCUCAAUGGCCCACGCAUCCCAGGGGCUGUGGGGUCACCGCUUCCAGGUGUAGAAGUUCGGAUAGUUAUGAAUAAUGCAAGCAACACCACGAUUGCAGAGGGCAGUCACAGAGAGACUCGGGUACGUGCAGGUCUGGAGGGGAAAGAGGGUGAGCUCCUGGUUCGAGGUCCAUCUGUCUUUCAGGAAUACUGGAACAAGCCUGAGGAGACCAGAGAGUCUUUCACUGAUGGCGACUGGUUCAAAACAGGGGACACAGCAGUCUAUAAAGAUGGUGCAUAUUGGAUCAUGGGACGUACCAGUGUUGACAUCAUCAAGAGCGGUGGCUACAAGAUCAGUGCUCUCGAGGUAGAGCGCCACCUACUGGCACAUCCAGCCAUUAUAGAUGUGGCCGUCAUCGGGGCCCCAGAUGCCAUUUGGGGUCAGAAAGUCACUGCAGUGGUGGAGCUGAAGAAGGGCCAGAGCAUGACCCUGCCGGAGGUGAAGACCUGGGCAAGGGAACACAUGGCUUCCUACACCAUCCCCACAGGCCUGGUGCUGGUGGAGGAGAUGCCCAGGAAUCAGAUGGGCAAGGUCAACAAGAAGGACCUCCUGCGACGCUUCUUCCCAUAACCGGGCCACCUCGAUACGUAUGACAACAAACAGGUUCCUGGACACUUCCUGGCUGUUCCCGUCUGGUUCUUAGAUUCAAAUAUCACAGGCAAUAGUAGGCAUUACAAAAUAACGUAUAAACAAGAAAAGAAAUUAAGCUGCAAAGGUAAUUCUAAUGUGUUGAAUGCCAGUUAUCCUGAGAACACUUUAUGUCUAAAAAGUUUAAUGGACAAUUUGAAACAGAUCUUAAUCGUGAUGGUAAAAUCAUCUGAUGUUGCAUCAAAAAUAGAUUCAAAAUUCCAACUAACCAACAUGGUUGUGGCAAACAAACAAUAUGCAAGAAGUACUGUUAAAUGGUAUCCAACCUAAUAUGACCCACUUUUGUAGAAAUUGCAUUUGAAGCAGUGUCCCAGUUCCAUACUACUAUACACUAUGAAUAAUAACUGGGGUUAGACUAUGUAGUGGGUUCAUACUGGAAAACAGAAGUUUAUACUCUCAACAGACAUAAUGCAGAUGACAGACACCUGAUUUAUAAGAGUGUGUUCAGCUAUUGAGGAGACUCUCACAGCUACAAACUAAAAGAUUAUCCACCAUGGCUCAACAGUCCCCUUAUGAAACCACAUUUAAAUUCAUUAGAUCCAUGUUUUUAUUUGGAUCUGCACACAAUUUCACACACUCAUAAACAUCAGUCCCCUGAACAUGUCAGAUUUCUUUCCAUUAAAAUCUCUGAAUUUUUUUCUGAGAAACUUAACACAAAUAUUGCAAGACAUCCUAUCUCGCAAUGUUGAAGAAAGAGAAAAAUAUAAUUGCAUCAACCCCCUGAUCAGCACCAAAAUUUAUUGAAUUUCUCAUUGACCCAUACAAAAUCCUUCCACCACAAUGUAUGGAAAUUCAUCCUGUAGUUUUUUCCUAAACAACAGACAGACUUAUGCAGAAGAAAGCAUGACCUGUUGGCAGAGGUUAAAUGUAAUUACUAUAAACUGCAGGUGGUGGUGAGACAGCUCUUAAAAAAUCAAUAUUAUUUAUUAAUUACUUAUUAUCUAUCCUCUUAAUAAGUUCAUUUGAAACCUUUGGUGCAGUUUGUGGAUUGUUCUGUUUACGGUGUGUAUACUAUACAGUACUUAUGUAGUACAGAAGUGGGGCAAAACAUUUGACACACUUUCCUCAGAGUCCCCCAGCAGAACUGUGGGAUCCACUGCUGCAUCUGCCCUAAUGAGAUGUGAACAGCUAGUGCGUCGUCUGCUUUGACUCCACAAAUCCUGUGCAGGAUGUUCAACUUUUCCAAGAAAUGAGUAAAACACAGCGGUACCUCUUGGUAAAGAGGGCUUUGGAAACUCUUAUUUGUAUAUUCAGAUGUUUUAUUGGUGUGAUCACAUCAUUUUGUUGGUAAGAGUGGUUAAUUACACCCGAACAGACAAAAUAAGAUGAUGUGAUGGUGAGAAAAGGAGACAUUGAAAUGCGAUCAGUGGGGAACAUGGUUAAGAUCCAUUUCUUUGCACACACACACAGAUGCAC